Messenger RNA from Merops nubicus (carmine bee-eater), 657 nucleotides. RefSeq names its product cyclin H (gene CCNH). Gene Ontology annotation, biological process: DNA-templated transcription; regulation of transcription by RNA polymerase II; regulation of cyclin-dependent protein serine/threonine kinase activity. The record is from RefSeq and is a predicted model, not a curated record. Lineage: Eukaryota; Metazoa; Chordata; Aves; Coraciiformes; Meropidae. The transcript is spliced from 5 exons. The annotation marks the transcript as partial. Gene Ontology annotation, cellular component: nucleus; transcription factor TFIIK complex. Gene Ontology annotation, molecular function: cyclin-dependent protein serine/threonine kinase regulator activity.
CUCAAGGUCCCGCUCGCGGAUCCUAGCCUCCUGGUGCCCUCCGAGGAGCUGGCGAUAUGCAAGUACUACGAAAAGCGAUUGCUGGACUUCUGUGGAGCCUUCAAGCCUGCUAUGCCCAGAUCCGUGGUGGGGACAGCUUGCAUGUAUUUUAAACGCUUUUAUCUCAAUAACUCGGUGAUGGAGUAUCAUCCUCGGAUAAUAAUGCUGACGUGUGCAUUUUUGGCCUGUAAAGUAGAUGAGUUUAAUGUGUCCAGUGCACAGUUUGUUGGUAACCUUCGAGAAAGCCCACUGGGACAAGAAAAAGCCCUUGAACAAAUACUGGAAUAUGAACUACUGCUCAUUCAGCAGCUGAACUUCCAUCUUAUUGUCCACAACCCAUACAGACCGUUUGAGGGAUUUCUGAUUGAUUUGAAGACCCGCUAUCCCAAGCUGGAAAAUCCUGAAGUUUUGAGGAAGACAGCUGAUGACUUCCUCAGUCGAGUGGCUCUGACAGAUGCCUACCUGCUCUUUCCUCCCUCCCAGAUAGCUCUUGCUGCCAUAAUAUCUAGUAGUGCAAGAGCAGGAAUUCAUAUGGAAAGUUAUUUAUCAGAAAAUCUUAUGCUGAAAGAAAACAGAGUAUCCUUAAGCAAUCUACUAGAGGCCAUGAAAUGUAAGUAA